UUGUGUGUGUGGUCGGAGGAAGACUUGAAGAAGAGCUAGAAGAGAGAAAAGAUGGAGAAUGAGAGGAAGAGGAAGAUGAAGGAGCGGUUCGGCCUGAGGCGGGACGUGUUGAAGGAGUUCCUGGCGGAGUUUCUGGGGAUCUUCGUCCUCAUACUCUUUGGUUGUGGUUCCGUGGCCCAGACGGUUCUCAGUAAAGGGGCUCUGGGGGAACCGCUAACCAUCCACGUGGGCUUCAGUCUGGGGGUCAUGAUGGCCGUCUACCUGGCCGGAGGAGUCUCAGGAGCCCACGUGAACCCGGCGGUGUCUCUGGCCAUGGUGGUCCUGGGGAAGCUUCCUCUGAAGAAGUUCCCCGUGUACGUUCUGGCUCAGUUCCUCGGGGCGUUCGCUGGAUCGUGUGCCGUCUACGGGCUUUAUUAUGACGCUCUGAUGGACUUCACUAAGGGAGAGUUAGCCGUUACUGGUGCUAACGCUACAGCCAACAUAUUUGCAUCUUAUCCUGCCAAACAUCUCUCCGUCCUGAAUGGAUUCGUUGAUCAGGUCAUAGCGACGGCCAUGUUGGUCCUGUGUAUCCUGGCGAUCACCGACAGGAGGAACCUGGGCGCUCCUCGCGGCGUGGAGCCGCUCUGCAUCGGGCUGGUCAUCCUGGCCAUCGGGGUCUCCAUGGGGCUGAACUGUGGGUACCCCAUCAACCCGGCCCGGGACCUCGGACCCCGACUCUUCACCGCCGUGGCCGGCUGGGGCACGGACGUCUUCAGGGCCGGGGGCUGCUGGUGGUGGGUCCCCGUGGCGGGGCCCAUGGUGGGCGGAGCCGUCGGAGCAGGAGUUUACUUCCUUUUCAUUGAGCUUCAUCACCCCGAACCCGAAAAACAGGAGGAGAACAACGUCCAGGACAAAUAUGAAAUGAUCACUAUGAGUUAAAGUUUAGAACGAAGCAACAACAGAGAUCAUUAUUCACCCUCAGAAGGCAAAAAAUGUUCAUCUAGCAGUUUUAUACAUUUGUACAAUAAAAAAUGUGGAGAAAAUUUAUAGUAAAUAGUAUGAAAGAGCACAUGCAUCUGAUUAUAAAUGUCAUUUUUAAAUGAUGCAUGAAUGUUUUAUGAAGCCUUUAAAGUCUCGUUUUGUAGAAAUUCUGGUCUAUUUUUGGGCUCCAGGUUUUAUCUGCUUGGGGAUCCUUCAUAUAUCAAAAACUUUCUUGAUAAACAUUAUUUUUAGACAUCAAGCUUUUCUUUUAAUGAAAUAAUUUCCUACAAUAAAGAGUUUCCUCUGUAUUGUAGCUAUGCAGUAUUCUAUUCUUCCUCUUCUUAGAAUUAUAUUUGCCAAGUUUCUGUACAGCGUUUCUUUUCUACUAUAACAAACAUUGAAUACAUUUAGUUGAUUUGAUGUGUAAAUGUAGUAAUAUAUGUGACUUUUAACCACAGUGAUGAUGUUUGAUGGAGUGACUUCUUAUUGUGUCUCACUUCACCUCUGCAUGUGUGUAAAAGUGUGAUUGAUCUUUAUCUUGUGGUGUUUACGACACAUUUAUGAGGAAAAUCCAGCCUUAAAUGAAUUUACUCGCUUGCUUUUUUACACAAACUUGUGUUAUAUUGCUGGAUUAGAUUGAGUCGUUAUGGGAACCCUUGCUUAUUGAAAAAAAGCCAUAAUUCUUUCUGCAAAUGUCACUAAAGCCCUUGAUGAAUCUGCUGUAUCUAUCAGGCCAAUAUGCAAACACAGACUGUUGUUGUUGUUGUUUACAUGAAAUACUCCUCGACGCUGAGAGAAAAUGUGAAAUAAAACAUUCAUUCUUUUCGUUCCAUCAUCAAACUUUUGCAAAAGGAAAAAAAAAUACUUGGAAAUUCUUUUAGUAAUUUCUUUUUUUUCUUAGUAAUCUGUGAAACCUGAAAUGUGAACUCACUAAAUGUCAACAGACUGUUUAUAGAAAAAUAAAUAUGUAACAUGGUGACAACAAGAUGCAUGAAUACCUGUAAAAGUGUCUAAAACCAGAUGAACACUUAAAAUAAUAAAUUAACUCUUAAAACAAGAUAAAUGAUCCAACACUUCUAAAUCCAAAGUUGUUUUUUUUAUCUUGGUAAGAACCAAAUAAUCAUCAGGUCACUCUGCUCGGGCCAGUUCAUCACUGCUGGCAGCUUUACUUUAUCUGGUUUAAGAGUUCAUUUAUUAUUCUAAGUGUUCAACAUGCUGAUUUCUAGAUUUAAUAAUCUUAAUUUAAUAAAUCUUGUCAAGGUAAAUUAUCUGUCCAUGCAGCAGAUUUACUGUUUGAUCUGGUUUUAAACACCUUUUUAUCAGUGUGUGUGUCAGUUAUACUGAACUUUUGUACAAACACGAACUGUGAUUAUAUUUCACUCAACGUCAUUUUACAACACGAGACAAUCACUGAAACUUCAUGUUGUUGUUUUGUUUUUGUGAAAAGGGAAAACACUGUGAAGGAAGUCAGAGGCACGAGAGAUAUUAUUCUGUGAGAUUAAUGUGUUUAAUUAAUGUGCGCGUUAAACAUUAUAAUAAUAAUUAUAUGAUAAUUAUUAAACAUUAUGAUAAACAUUAUAAAGCCUGUAGUGGCCUCCGUCUGAAUCACAAUAACUACCCAACGCAUGUUUGAGAUCUGAAUCUUCUAGUAUAUUUUGUUUCUCAUGUCGACACACGAUGAUGUCAUCUUCGGCCCUGAGUGGCAGCCUGCCAGGAAGUUACACCUUCACUAUGUUGUUGUUGUUGUUGUUUAUUUACUUUUUUUUAAGAUAGUAUCCUAAUUGUCUUUAUGUUUUCAUCAGUCUGAAUCUGCUGUUUUUCUUUCUUAUUCAGUGUAUGUUUAAUA
Molecule: messenger RNA, 2806 nt
Organism: Centropristis striata (black sea bass)
Lineage: Eukaryota; Metazoa; Chordata; Actinopteri; Perciformes; Serranidae
Gene: aqp9b
Product: aquaporin 9b
Exons: 6
Coding region: 52-918 (288 amino acids)
Biological process (GO): glycerol transmembrane transport; water transport
Cellular component (GO): plasma membrane; basolateral plasma membrane
Molecular function (GO): urea transmembrane transporter activity; water channel activity; glycerol channel activity
Source: RefSeq, a predicted model, not a curated record